Molecule: messenger RNA, 972 nt
Organism: Uloborus diversus
Lineage: Eukaryota; Metazoa; Arthropoda; Arachnida; Araneae; Uloboridae
Product: ninjurin-B-like
Exons: 5
Coding region: 148-795 (215 amino acids)
Biological process (GO): tissue regeneration; cell adhesion
Cellular component (GO): membrane
Source: RefSeq, a predicted model, not a curated record
UUCAAAUCGGGAAUUCAUGUUUUGGCGCCUGUCAAAUUUCUGGGUAUUAGCAGAGAGAAGAAAGUUCUAUCAUUUUUCCUGAAUUGAUGAUUGGGACUAUACUACAAUGAAAUAGAAUCAACAAAUUUUCGAGAACGGAUUCUUCUGAUGACCGUAUCUGAGACCAUUUAUUCUGACAUGGCCCUCGAAGCUGCAAGAAAACUUUUCGCUUUUUCUAGUUUAAGCGGUGAAAAGCAAAUGAAAGACAAAUCAAAAGAAAGCAACAAGUCAAAUGGAGAAACUAGUCUAAAAAUGGAAAUCAUUCCUUCAAGUACAGACGAUGCGAAAGCCACAGAAACUAAAGUUACUGCUAAUGAUUUUGGAAGUCAACUGAUGACUAGGAGAAUUACUAUAGCAGGUGGAUUCCUGGAUAUUGCAUUAUUCACAGCAAAUUGUGAGCAACUGAAAUUUGUUCUAGAAUUGGGAAAUUUUCACAUAUACUACCAGCAAGUCUUAGGCCUUAUUAUCACAUCGCUUAUUCUUCAACUACUUGUUGGGUUCACAAUGUUCCUGCUUGGAUGUAAAGUUCUCAAAAAAACUAGCGAUGAAACUUAUAAUAACUUUUUAAAUCACUCCACAAUGGUUCUUGUUACUCUCAUUACAGUAGUGAACAUAUUUAUAAGCACGUUUGGGCCUAAAGGAACCAUUAUGGCAAGAUGCCUUGGAGCAUUUGCAUAUCCGAAUUCGGACGGGCCAAUGUGGAAUGCUUUUCUGAAUUUCACGAGGGACAACAUGGAAAAUUCUAACAUCAGAUAAAGAAGUUGAAAGCAAAAACUAAAGUUACAUGUAGUUCUAGCAAAUUAAACUUGUGCUUACUCAGUUGUUUAUCGUUGUCAAGACCGUGGAAAAAGAAAACCCUGCAAAAACCUUUCAGCAUCUUUAUUCAGUAUGUAUUGUACAUAUAAAUAUGUAUACAGGGGCAGAUCAAGCAGC